Neogale vison (American mink) is the source of this 593-nucleotide messenger RNA. RefSeq names its product peptidyl-prolyl cis-trans isomerase A-like. The transcript has a single exon. The coding region runs from base 96 to 593 and encodes 165 amino acids. NCBI's taxonomy places the organism in Eukaryota, Metazoa, Chordata, Mammalia, Carnivora, Mustelidae. Gene Ontology annotation, biological process: protein peptidyl-prolyl isomerization. Gene Ontology annotation, molecular function: peptidyl-prolyl cis-trans isomerase activity. The record is from RefSeq and is a predicted model, not a curated record.
GCUAAACAACACACUACUAAACAACCAAUGGUCAAAAAAGAAAUCAAAAAGAACAGGGAGACAGCCUUGCAUAUGCCCCCACCCUGGAGCUGCCCAUGCCGCCAGUCAUCAGCCCCACCAUGUUCUUUAACAUUGCCAUGAAUUGCAAGCCCUUAGAACACACCUCUUUUGAGUUGUUUGCAGUCAAACUUUCAAAGAUAGUAGAGAACUUUCAUGCUCUGAGCACUGGGGAGAAAGGAUUUGGUAACAAAGUUUCCAGUUUUCACAGGAUUAUUCUGGGAUUUAUGUGCCAGGGUGAUGACUUCAGAGGCCAUCAUGGCACUGGUGGCAAGUCCAUCUAUAUGGAGAAAUUUGAUCAUGAGAAUUUCAUCCUGAAGCACACAGGUCCUGGCAUCUUGUCCGUGGCAAAUACUGGACCCAGUACAAAUGGUGCCCAGUUUUUCAUCUGCACUGCUAAGACUGAGAGACUGGAUGACAAGCAUGUGGUCUUUGGCAAGGUGAAAGAGGGCAUAAAUAUCUUGGAAGCCAUGGAGCAUUUUGGGUCCAGGAAUGGCAAAACCAGCAAAAAGAUAACCAUUGCUGACUAUAGAUAA